This is a messenger RNA of Brugia pahangi, 1371 nucleotides long. The record is from the annotation of a GenBank genome assembly. Lineage: Eukaryota; Metazoa; Nematoda; Chromadorea; Rhabditida; Onchocercidae.
AUGGCAUUUACAUCUGAAUAUUCCUGUUCAUUUGAUAUAUCGGACGUUUCUAAAGAUAUGUUAUGUAAAAAAUCACCAGACGUGAGAUUCACGAUAUCCACUCUUAAAAGGAAUGUAGCAUCGGUAUCGAACAAUAAUGUUCUGCGAACUGAAAAUUUUGGAAAUGACGAUGGUGCAGAAGAUGGAAUGAAUGAAGGUAAACGUCAGCGGCUUACAUUUGUGAAAAAUGGACAAAUGAUUGAAUCAGGAGGAACACAUAAGUCAGAAAGUAGUUUAGUUAUACCAAUGGCAGUGCAGAAAGAUUGGAGACUUGAGCGCCUGUUACAGAUGAAAAGUGAGGGUAAAUUAAAGGAGGAAAAGCUAGCGAAGCUGGAACUACUUGUUGAGUCUGCUCCGUUAUUAACUCAGAAGAAUGGAAAUAAAGUUGAUGGUGAAGUUAGUGAUGUGGGUGCUGAUUAUGAUUCAGUACCAGUAGAUGUAUUUGGUCUUGCAAUACUGAGAGGUUGCGGUUGGCGAGAAGGUGAAGGAAUUGGUAAAACAAACAAGAAGGUAGUGCCUUUACGAAUUUCAACCGGGAGGCCGAAAGGACUUGGAUUAGGUGCUGCCAUCAUGUCAAAAUCCAUUAAUAGUUUGAAUUCAGAUGCAGGAAAAUUGGACUGCUUGAAGAAAGCAUCACUUGUGAAAAUUACUGGGGGAAUAUAUAGGGAUUUAUAUGGAAAAAUUGAGAGUUUCGAUGAAGAUAACGCAAGCGUUAUUGUUCGGCUUGCUCUGUGUGGAAAAAACGUUCGUGUUAGCCACUAUGCUGUUAUUUUGGUCACUGAUGAAGAGUAUGAACAAAAAGGCAAGAAUAGUAAUUAUUUCGAUUUAGUCUUUAAACCUAAAGCUUCUCAUGACAAUAGCAAGCAUUCAAAUGGUAAAAUCGGAAUGGUGGAUAAUGAAGUGAAAAUAUCGCAGGAAAGGAAUUACAAGAAGCAGAAAUCAGAAAUUGUUAUCAAACCAAAUAUAAAAGAUAUGUGGGCACGACCAGAACUCAAAGUGCGGUUCAUCGAUAAGAGGUUCAAGAAUGGAAAGCUCUAUAAUGAAAAAGUCCGAAUUCUGGAUGCAGCCAACCGUGAGAACUGCACUGUGGAGGACUCUUCUGGAAAUAAAUAUUUCCAAAUCAGUGAACAUUGGCUGGAAACAGUUAUACCAAAAGCAAUAGGCACAAAGCUGAUGAUUGUGAAUGGCCAAUUUCGUGGGAAUAUCGCAGUGUUGGAAGCAAGAGAUAAGAAAAGGCAUAUGGUUAUUGCUAGAUUGAUAACUACUGAUGAAAUUAUUACUACCUCUUUUGAUGAUGUCUGUGAAUAUCUUGGUUCUUUUGAUGAAUUUUAG